AUGGCUCACAGUAAUAAUGAAGGUAAAAAGCAUAUAAAGGGUUUGGAAGGGAUUGGAGUAAUGAUUAUCAUUAUGAUGAAAAAAGGAGUUCUUCUGGCUGGGUUGCUAUUUAUUAUUAUUUUGUUAAGAAGGAAUGGAUUGGGUCUGCGUUUGAAUAUUAUGAUAGAUAUAGCAGGUCAUUUGUGGGAAUAUCAUAAACGUUGUUUAAAUUCAAUUGAUAUUAUUAAAUUUUAUGGAUUUACAAGAAAUCCAGAUACUUUGAAUUAUAUGGUGGUAAUAGAUUAUGCGAACAAAGGUAAUUUGAGAGGAAAUUUAACAAAAAUAAUCAAAAAAAAUUGGAAACAAAAAUUACAUAAGUUAUACGAAAUUAUUUCUGGACUUAGUAAGAUACAUAGAGAAGAUCUUAUUCAUUGUGAUUUUCAUGAUGGUAAUAUUUUAAUUCAUGUGGAAAGUGAUGAAGAUAAAAUUUUUAUUAGUGAUUUAGGAUUAUGUCGACCUGUAAAAUCAUUUUUGAAAAAAGAUGAUAUUUAUGGUGUUAUACCAUUUAUGGCACCUGAAAUUUUAAGAGGCAAAUCUUAUACUCCAGCUAGUGAUAUAUAUAGUUUUUCUAUGAUUAUGUGGGAAUUUACAUCCGGAGUACCACCAUUCAAUAAUAGAGCACAUGAUAUUCAACUUAGUAUAAGUAUUUGUAAAGGUGAGCGCCCUGAAAUUAUCGAAAAUACUCCACAAUGUUACGUAGAUUUGAUGAAAAUGUGUUGGAAUGAAGAUCCAUUAAAAAGGCCAUCUUCUAGAGAAGUUUUAGAUAUUGUUGGAGAAUGGAUUUUUUUUCCUGAAAAUGGUAUAAUGAAUAAAGGAUUAAAAUCUAACGUUAUGGAAUUUAUAAAUGCACCAAUUGGGCCUAACAAUCUCGCUACUGAAUCUCAUCCACAAGUAUAUUAUAUAAGUCGCUUACUUAAUUUUAGUAGUAAAGAAUUGAACGAAACUCUUAAAAGUAAAGAUUUACAAACAUAUUAUGCAAGUCAUUCUACUAGUGGAAAAGUGGAUGAAAUGCUGAUAAGUUUUGAAAGUGAAGAUUUACAAUCAUAUUAUGCAAGUCAAUCUACUAGUGGAAAAGUGAAUGAAAUACCAGUUAGUGAAGAUUUAGAUGAUUGUAUAAUUAUAGACAUAAAUGAUUAG
Molecule: messenger RNA, 1176 nt
Organism: Rhizophagus irregularis DAOM 181602=DAOM 197198
Lineage: Eukaryota; Fungi; Glomeromycota; Glomeromycetes; Glomerales; Glomeraceae
Source: RefSeq, a predicted model, not a curated record